UCCCACGCUCUACAGAAGGAUAGUAAACUUAUCAAUCGCUUUUGGUGCGGGGGAGAGCGGAAUCUAUACCGAAUUUUAACCAAUGGUUUUCUUUGGAGGGUGCUCUCUCCAUGUGCCGUACGCUCGUGUCAUGGGACUACUGCUCGCUCCUGCAAUCUGUUGAUGACACGGGUUCCAAGCGUUGUGUGGUUCGUCCUCUGUGGUGGUGAUGGAGUACUUUUUACUUAUCUAUAUUUUGGUGAAAUCUCGGGGAUGAUGGGGCGAACGUCGUCGCCUCCACACCAGUUGCUUUCGUCGAAAUAGAUGGACCAAGUGCCGGUUACAGCGCGCUGUCCAUCACCGUCCGUCCCCUCGCGCCGGAGGAUGACCCCUCCGAAGCCCACUGUAACGUUGACCUUCUGGAUGGACUCAAGUGCCAUGGGCCAAGUGGCCAUGUCGUAAAGCACUUUCUUUCCUUGUUGAGACAUCACUGUUUUCAAACUGGAGGACAACUUUAUAGGACUUAUGGAUCUGAAGCGGGUGCUGUCCUUCCCGCCGUACCCGGGGGACUACCUGCACCCAGUGGUGUACGCCUGCACCGCCGUCAUGCUGCUUUGCAUGCUGGUGUCCAUCUUCACCUACAUCGUCCACUACAGGGUGAUACGGAUCAGCGGGAACGGGUGGCACGUCCUCCUCAACUUCCUGUUCCACACGGCAGUGACGUUCGGCGUGUUUGCGGGCGGCAUCAACCAGAUCAAAUAUCCUGUCGUCUGUCAAGUGGUGGGUGUAAUUCUGCACUACUCCUCGCUCUCCACGAUGAUGUGGCUAACGUUUACCGCCCGCAAUCUGUGUAGAGAGGUGUCAAAAGCCCCCCCUCCUCCGCAGGAGAGAGACCCACCCCGCAACGAUCAGCAGAGAUCCAAACCCACUGUUCUCGUAUUUUAUUUGGUGAGUGUCGGGGUCCCUUCGAUUAUCGUCGGGGUCACCGCUGCAGUUAGCCUUGACAACUAUGGGAGCAGAGACGACGCGCCCUAUUGCUGGAUGGCCUGGGAGCCCAGUGUGGGCGGCUUCUAUGGUCCCACUGCCUUCAUGGUGCUGGUCAUCUGCGUCUACUUCCUGGUCACCUACGUGCAGCUCAAGCGUCACCCAGAGCGCAAGUACGAGCUGAAGGCCAUGACCGAGGAGCAGCAGCGGCUUGCCACUGCCGAGAUGGGUCACCAUUGCCACGACCCCUCGGCUGGCGAGCCUGGUAUGGAGGGUGUCCCCCACCACCACCACCACCACCAUCACCACCACCACCACCCGGGCUGCUCGGCCAUCACCGCCUCCAUGCUGGCCAACGAGCACUCGUUCAAGGCCCAGCUCCGCGCCACCGCCUUCACCCUCUUCCUGUUCCUGGCCACGUGGGCGUUCGGCGCCCUGGCCGUCUCGCAGGGUCACUUCCUGGACAUGAUCUUCAGCUGCCUGUACGGCGCCUUCUCCGUCACGCUUGGGCUCUUCCUGCUCAUCCAGCACUGCGCCAAGCGCGACGACGUCUGGCACCGCUGGUGGGCCUGCUGCCCAUCCUCCAAGCCCAAGAUGGACGUCAACGGCGAGGCAGCGGCGGCGGCGGUGUCCGGUGUGCCGGUCAACGCCAACGCACACCAGGCAGCCCAGAACCACCAGAAUCACAGCCACUCGCCCCAGACCCAGAUCCACUGCCACCUGGACUCGCCGUGCCCGGGCAAACCCCUGCUCUCCCCGCACCUCCACCCGUCGUCCAGCCACUGCAAGCUGAGCCCGCUGCCCGUGGGCGCCCCCACGCAGAAUCACGCGGGUCCCUGCUGCGCGGCGGCGUUGCACGGCUCCUCGGCGGCCGUCUCGCCGCUCCUGGAGCGCUCGCCGCGACCGCAGUCGCUGCCGGACGAGCUGCCGCGGCCAGCGCUGCCCCUGCAGAGCUGCCUGAAGGACAGGACUAAGUCUCGCUCGUUCAACCGGCCUCGGCCGUCGCUCCGCGACUACGCCUACCACAUGGCCUCCACCAGCCUGGACGGCAGCGUGCACAGUGCUUCCGGCUGCCUUGGCGGCGGCGGCGGCGGCGGCUCGCACCUGCUGGACAGCCCGCACAGCGCCGCACACCUGGAGCUCCACGCCGGGCCGCACCGCGACAGCCAGCUGAGCUGCCACAGUCCGCACCCGGACAGCCAGAUGCGCUGCCGCAGCCCCAGCCCCAGCCCACUGCUGGAGCCCCAUCUGGGCGGCUGCCACCACGGCAGCCUGCACGAAGGCCUGGGCUCGUCCUGCCACUCGUCCUGCCUGGACAGCCAGCUGGCCUGCCUGGACAGCGUCAGCCAGCAGGCCACGCACGUCUGCCACCGCCACGCCUGCUGCGCCAAGGCCGACCUGUUCGCCGGCGUCUGCUGUGCCGCCAGUGACCCGUUCGGCCACUCGGCCGGCUGCCAGCCCGAGGCGCUAGAAGAGCUGGCGCCCCCGGUGUCCUCGGGUAUGUAUGGGGGCGCCAAAAUGACCGACAAAGACGAGGAGGAGGCGGCGGCGGCCCUGGCGCACAUAGAUUUGCCGCCGCCGCCGCGAGCCACUCUCUCUUGCCCACAGGGGGUGGCCACGCUCGGGCGCAAGGGGACGCUCAGCCGGCGGGGUACGCUGAGCCGCAACGGCAGCCUCCACGAGGACUACAUGUUCAGCUCGGACGCCACAGGGAACAUAAGGACUGGGCCCUGGAAGAACGAAACCACUGUGUAGACCCUCCCUGACCCCUGACCCCUGACCCCUAACCCCUAACCCCUACACCCCACCCUCACCCUGACGUGAUCCCGUCCUCCAUUAUCUAGUCCCUCUGAGGCUGGAACGGAUCCCUUUCACUUCCCCCUCCCCCCCACAUCCCCGUCCUAAAACCAAACUACUGUGUAGUCCCAGGGCUGUCAGUAAGACGUCUCUCGCCCCUCCUGAACUGAACUACUGUGUAGUCCGUUUUCGCUGUGAUUCUCCUCCUCUGUAGUGUCCAGUCACUUCUCCUCCCUUAAUCUUUACACUCAUCCUCUAUGGCUUUCCUAUUGGGCCAGAACCUCUUGAAUCUUAUAAAAUAUGCUUUUGUACAUUUACAUUCCCUUUGGGUUUCCUUUUUCUUUUUCAGUAUUACGUACAUUUAACAUCAUCAGAUAUUUUUUGGUCCAGUCUGUUUACACUUACUAAAUGAUAAGGUUUAUCUUUUUUUGAUUUUCAGAAUCUUUUUUUUUGCAAUCAAGAGGCUAUGAACAUGCAGAAAAAGGUCCAUGUUUAAUUUGUAAUAUUUUUAUAGUCAGGUGACAAUGCAACAGAUUUUUGUACCUGUGUGACUGUGAUUUUGUGAGCUGACCAGCGAUACAUAGUGCAAUCACUUUUGUGUGUGUGUGUGUGUGUGACUGUGUGUGUGUGUGGGUUUGUGUGUUCAUUAGUAUGUGUAAUGUGUGUGUGUAUAUACAUAUGUGCAUGUGUUCCAUGCGUGUUUGUACCCAUAAGUUCCUCACAAGACCUUACAGAACAAUGAGAUCUAUUCCUUUGUGAUUCCUCGCGGUAAUUUGGCGCUUAAGAAAUGCUUCAUCUCUCAUUUAUGUUUCAUAUGUCUGAGGAAGAUCUACAGCAAUUAUCACCGCACCAGCACUAGUGAAUAUUUCAUGUGUUUUCACAAUCAGAACAAGUAGUGAAUUAUCUGCUAUUUGACUGUGGGUGUGAAACAGGAUGUUAAUACUGAGGAGCUAGCACUCGCAAAUACCUCUGACGUUGAAGGUCUCUUCUGUACUUACCGGUACACGUGAUGCUCGGCUUGACGUGUGUCUGUGUGGACUGUCCUUCUUUUUACAGGCUUUCCUCUCUAAGACCUACAUUCACUCCUUUCAGAAAAACACGAGAGCCCAUUCAAAGAAAAACAUCAACACACUCCUGAUGUUCCUGCUAUGUUUGAUUAUUUCCAGAAUAAGCAUGCAUUACUUCAUCUCCCAAAACACCGCAAAUGUUAUCCCCUUUUUUCCACAAGCUAUUCAAGGAUGCUGCCUCCUGAGAUAGCAUGCAGAGUUAGGUGUAUGGCCGUUUGUCUUUGGGUUCACUCGAUGGAUUGGCUAUUUGUUUGAUUUUGUCACAUAUAUUGGUGAUUGGUUUUCAUAAAUCAGUGUCAACCUUAUUAUUCCCUCUCUCCCUCUCUCCCUCUCUCCCUCUCUUUCUCUCGCUCUCCUGUGUCGGUGCAAAUGGAUUAAACAUGCAACAUUUUUGGCAAAAUUCUACAAAUUCUACAAACAGCCUUUUUAUGGAUCUAAGUGUUCCUGACUUAACCCUUAUCUAAAGGUGUGAACAGGGAUCAGAGAAAGCCAUAACAAAGUUAUGAAACAUUCUAAUGGAGUAUAAACGCAGAGUUUGGCAUGAACCAUAACAAAAUGGAUUAUUAACAUUGAUUAAUAGAUUAUGAUUUCAACCUGAGGUCUGCUUUCACAUGGGCCUUACUUAGAUGUGCUAUCCUGAACAACACCGCUUAAAUACUGCCUCAAUUUCCCCAUAAAAACCCCUCCCUCUAGUUUAGAAACACCACAGUACUCUGGAGAGUUUGUUUUCUAUUUAAUUGUGAUUGUGAGCUCAGGGACCAUGUCAACCACUUUCAUUCACAAGUUCAAGAGCAUAGGGCUUUUUGUUGCACACACAGUAUGUAAGAUGUAGUUCACUAUUGUGGUUGGUUAUAUUUUGAGGUUUGCACCAGGGGUGAAGGCGAAAUGUGGGCUGAGUCAGCCCUGCCUCCAGUCCCGCAAUGCACCUGUGUCAGCAUCCCAAGGGCUUCAGCUCAGUUUAGAAUUCUUACAGCCGGCCUUGUCUGACACAAGGAGGUUUCUUUGCUUGUCUCCCGAGAAAAGCCCUUGAAGAAGAAGAAGCGUUAGAAAGAGUCAGUCCUCUGGGCUAUCAGCUUUAUAUGUCUUCAGCCCUCUAAGCAGAACCUCUUUAAGAGUUCUUCUGUGGGGGAUAGGACCCUUUUAUUUAUUUUAAUGAGGUUAUAGACUCCUGCAUUGCACAGUGCCAUGGUUGCUCUCAUGCAUUCUGUUCUGUAUACACAAAGUUGUUCUGCAUUCCCCUGGCCUCUGUUUUGGUUUCCCGUGUUCUGUAAGACGAUUGGCGUGCCUCUCCGCAUCUCUGUGCAAUAGCCUACUGCUCUCCCUCUCCCCCGCCGGUGUGAAUUGCGGAGAGGGCUGAUCUGAGACCAGUCUGACAGCGCCCCCGUGACCUAACCCACACUAUCUCUAUUCUCUCCUAUUUAUGUUUUGAUUAUCUUUUUUACAUUUA
Messenger RNA from Alosa sapidissima (American shad), 5274 nucleotides. RefSeq names its product adhesion G protein-coupled receptor A1a (gene adgra1a). The record is from RefSeq and is a predicted model, not a curated record. Gene Ontology annotation, biological process: cell surface receptor signaling pathway; G protein-coupled receptor signaling pathway. NCBI's taxonomy places the organism in Eukaryota, Metazoa, Chordata, Actinopteri, Clupeiformes, Clupeidae. Gene Ontology annotation, molecular function: G protein-coupled receptor activity. Gene Ontology annotation, cellular component: plasma membrane; glutamatergic synapse; postsynaptic density. The coding region runs from base 505 to 2718 and encodes 737 amino acids. The transcript is spliced from 7 exons.